This is a messenger RNA of Ilex paraguariensis (yerba mate), 1113 nucleotides long. The record is from the annotation of a GenBank genome assembly. Lineage: Eukaryota; Viridiplantae; Streptophyta; Magnoliopsida; Aquifoliales; Aquifoliaceae.
AUGAGUUCUUCGGUUGACCCAUGUUCAAGGGGUAUUAGAGAUAUUCUUUUCUGGUUUUGUUUAGUGAUUUUGAUUGGUUUCGCUCUGGCUUCUAAGACCAGGCAUUUCAAAUGGGAAGUGGAGUAUAUGCACUGGGCUCCGGAUUGCAUUGAUAAUGUGGUCAUGGGGAUCAACGGCCAGUUUCCGGGACCUACCAUUCGUGCCCGUGUCGGAGAUACCAUCGCCGUCGAACUCACCAACAAACUUCACACUGAAGGAGUUGUCAUUCACUGGCAUGGUAUCAGACAGUUUAGGACACCAUGGGCUGAUGGAACUGCAUCCAUCUCUCAGUGUGUUAUUAACCCUGGGGAAACAUUUGUCUACAGAUUCAAAGUUGACAAGGCGGGAACAUAUUUCUACCAUGGACACUAUGGGAUGCAAAGAUCAGCAGGGUUGUAUGGGUCUCUCAUAGUAGAUGUGGCCGAGGGAGAGAAAGAACCUUUCCAUUACCAGGGGGAGUUUAACCUAUUACUCAGUGAUUGGUGGCAUAAAAGCCCUCAUGAACAAGAGGUUGACCUCUCUUCCAAGCCUUUUCGCUGGAUUGGUGAACCACAGAGUCUGCUGAUCAACGGGAGAGGGCAGUACAACUGUUCCCUAGAUGCGCAUGUUAGCAACACUUCCUCAAGUCCAUGCAAGUUUAGAGGAAACGAGCAGUGCGCACCCCAAAUACUACAUGUGCAGCAAAACAAGACCUACAGGCUGAGGGUGGCCAGCACCACUUCAUUGGCUUCACUCAACUUGGCAAUUGGGGUAAGAAAACCAUAAGCUCACUUAUCUUUGAUUUAUUUUAAUGUUGAUGGAAUACAAUAUAGUAUAUUAGUGGGAUUGUGCCUUAUAUGUGCUGUGCUACUCUUGUCUCUUGCACCAUUAGUGGUCAUUAUUGGUUACUUCAUCCAUAAACAUAUCCAUCUUAUAGUUUAAUGUCAUUUGCCUAUCACGCAGCUCCCAAUGAUCUACCAGACAUGUAUACAUACAAAUAUAUGUAUUUGAAUACCUCUCCAUGCGUGUAUGUAUAAUAUAUAUAUAUAUAUAUAUAUAUAUAUAGAGAGAGAGAGAGAGAGGGGAAGGGAUUGA